GGACGAGGGUCAACGUCGUGACAUCUGGUGAUGAUAUCUUAGACAAAGCUGAGAUAACUCUUGCUUGCCAUAGCCAACCAGUUCUGUCUGUGUGUCGUGUUUCAUUCAUCAUAUGCAUUUGAUGCACACACAGUCAGGUACACACAACAUAAAAUAGAUAAAUAUAUCUAUAUCUCUAUAUACACACAUGCACCAAUAUUUCCAUGAUGACGCUUUCUCGAAGUUCACAGGGAGAUUCUGUAAAGAAGGAUAGUCGAAAGCGCUACAUCGACACGUCUGAUGACAAUAGAUCAGACAGAGAUCGGAGAGAUAAGAAGAAAUAUCCUGACCUUUCUUCAUCAAAGAGGGACAGGCGAGAGAACCGAGAUGACCGGAGGGAACAGGGAAGUUCCUCAAGGUUGUCACGUGACCAUGAUUCUUCUGAUACAAUGAACCGGAAAAGCCAAGACAGAGACUCUGCUAGUUCAGACAAGGGUAAUUUGUGCAAGAGUCUUGUAGACUAUGCUGAGAGCGACAAGGAAGCAAAGCAUGAUGAACGGUAUAGCAAGAAGAAGAAGAAAAAAAAGAAGAAGCAUUCAGGGAAGCAAGCUGAAAAUGACUCUGAUAACUCUAGUGAAGGCCCCAAACCUGAAAAACGACGUCGCUUGUCAACGAGUAGUAAGAAAAAAAAGAAAUCCAGUAAGUGGUCUAGUGAUGAGGAGGAUGUGUUGCCAAAAAAAGAGCAGAUGCAUGGGGCCAGCAUAAGCCAGGAAUCCUCUUUCAAGAAGGGAGCCAACAGAGAGAGCUCCCACUUGCUGAAAAAUCGAUGGGAUGACAAAGAGAAAGCAGAGUCGAGUUAUGAUUGGAGAAAAGAGAGGAAUGAUUCUGUUGGAGAAAAAGAUAGGGUUCGUUCGAAAUGGGAUUUUGACACUUCUGAUGAUGACGACGAUGAUGAUGAUGAAGAUGAUGAUACUGUGAGUUCAAAAGUAUCUGAAAGCCAGUCCAGCAAAGGAGGGUUACGGUCUGUUGUGGGUGAUCUGAGUAAAGAGAAAUCAUCGAGGUGGUCGUCUACUAAAGAAUCAGCUGAUGAGAGUGAUGGGAAUGAUAAAAACAAACAUAGAAAGGGGCAGACAGAGAGAAGCAGCAGCAAGGAUCGGGAAAGCCUUUUUGUUUCAUCCGAGUUUAGCAAAGAGGGAAGUGCUGAGAAGCUGAAAAGGAAAGGGAAACUAUUAGAGGCACAAGAGGGUUCGCAUAAAGUUUUUAAAAUAUCUAAGGAGUUUUCUGGAAAGUUUAGCAGAAGAGAAGAUCUCUCGUCAUGCAGGGUAGAAACUGGAUCAACAGUUAUUGAAUCCUUGAAAGGUCAAAGUUCAGACUCUGUAGAUACACGUACGGGAGAACAAACUGAAUUGAGGGACAGUUUAGAAGAACGUGAAAGUCAGAAUGACAGCCCCGAAUUAGAGAUGAGAGCAAAGGAGAGAAUUUCCUUAAAAGGAAAACAGAGCCCUCUAGGUAAGAUAGAAACCCCAAAAGAUUUAGAAAAAGUCCCUCAUGGUAAAUCUAGUUGCCAUCUUCCAGAGAGCGGAGAAGUUGUUGGGGAUCAGUCAAGAGAAAGUAAAAUUGGUGAAAAGUUAAGCAGAAAGAAUGAAAUGGAGGAGAGAGUCAAAGGCAGAGAAGGUGAUGGAGAUCUUUCAAAAGUUUCUAACUCUGCGAAAAAUGACACAGCAGUUUCAUCAAAGCAGAAACCUCAACCUGAGAGUUCUCGAGAAAUACAUGGAGACAAAGAUAAAGAUGACAUACAUAUCACAGAUGAAGACCGUGAAAAGCUACAGACGAAGAGAAGAAUCACCAGUGAAAGAUGUCUGGAAGGGAGAAAACAAAGCCUGGGUGAGCUGAAAGAAACUUCGAAAGAAACUAACCAAGGAAAAGAAGCACUUGCUGAGAGUGAUAAAUACGGGGAUCUGCCAAGUGAAAGGAACAGAGAGCAGUAUACUAAAGGCAGUGGACAUGAGAUGGAACCUUUAAAAAAGUGUAGAAGUCCUGAAAAGGAUGGUAAUAUAGAAGAGGGGAGUGAUUCAAAAGGAUCUAGUUGCAGUAGUGAAGAGAAGAAUGUAUCUGAGAAACAUGGGCGACAAAGAGAAGGUUUGAAGCUGAGUCGGUGGGACAGAGAUGCCUCAGAAGAUAGUAAUAAAGAGAGUGGUGGCUUGAAAGACCAGUACAAGAAGAAGAGUGAUUCUGGAGACCCUUGUCUGGAAAAAGAGGACUUGAAGAAUCAACAAGAGAGAGGUGGGUCUAAAGAGCGUUUUAAAGGCAAAGCAGAUUCUCAACACAGGGAAAGGAGUGAUUCUGAAAGUGGACACAGCGAGAGGAGCGAUUCAAGAGGCCAGCGUCAUGGAAGGAGUAGCUCCAAAGUCCAUGUUGAGGGAAGUGACUCUGAGAGCUCACACCAUGAUAAGAGUGAGUCUGAGGAUCAACAUAGUGCCAGGAGUGAUUCAGAUCAUAAGAGCCGUGACAAAAGUGGUUCUAAAAGACAACAACGUGACAGGGAUGAUUCUAGAAGUCGGCGCUGGGAAAGGGAAGAAUCAAGUGAGCCACACAGAGAAAAGGAUGAGUCCAGGGACCGUCACCAAGAGAAGGAGGAUUACAGUACAAGGGAUUGGCGUCGUGACAGAGACAGCUCUAGGGAACGGCGUCGAAACCCAGAUGAUUCUCGGGAACGGCACUAUACCAGAGAUGACUCUAGAGAGCGACAUAGGGAUCGGGAUUCUUAUGACACAAAAAGAAGUAGAGAUGAUUCGAGGGAAAGACAAAAAGAUCGUGAUGACUAUGGAGGUCGGUACCGAUAUAGGGACCAACCUCGAGAUAACUGGAGGUUCCGAGAUAACAGAAGGUAUCAAAAUGAUGGUUGGGACAGUCGGAGAGGCAGAUUCAAUUUCCGAGGUGGGUUUAAAUACAGGGAUUCUUCUCGAGAAAGACAAAGGUACAGAGAUGAUUCGAGGGAUUAUCGUAGGGACAGGGACAAUCGAAAGGAUUCUGACCGUGACAGUGACAAGCACCGUCGCCAAGAUUCCUAUGACCAGCGACACAGUAGCUGGAGAGAUCGUAAUCGUUCCACAUCACCAGAUCGCUACAGAUCCAAAGACAACUCUGGCCGUGAAAAUAAAAAUCGAAAAUCUGACACUUCUAGCAGCAAGAGACUCAAUGGCUCGCCUGAUAGACAUCACAGUGCUGACAGCUCACCGGAUCAUCAUAGAAGCAAUGAUGAGAAGACAUCCAGUUCUGCUCAGAAGAAUCAGCAGCAAGAGAAACGUACCACUGAUCUCUCUGAUAAAACUACAUCAGAGACUUCUGUUCCAAAAUCAUCAGGUAGUGGUGAGACUACUACAGCCAGUUCUAAACCAAUUAACCCAUCCAAAGAUCCCACUGGUGCAGGAAUUCUUACCACAAGGACUGGAGGUGCUUAUAUACCACCAGCUAGAUUGAAAAUGAUGCAGACCCAAAUAACUGAUAAGAGUAGUGUUGCCUACCAGAGACUGUCGUGGGAAGCUUUACGUAAGAGCAUCAAUGGUCACAUCAACAAAGUCAAUGUGACCAAUAUUAUUGGAAUUGUACGAGACUUGUUCCAGGAAAACAUUGUGAGAGGAAGAGGUCUGCUGGCUCGCUCAUUACUUCAAGCUCAAAUAGCUUCCCCAACUUUCACCCAUGUCUAUGCUGCACUUGUGGCCAUCAUUAACACCAAGUUUCCUCAAAAUGGUGAACUAAUCCUACGCCGACUGAUUAUCCAGUUCAGGAGGGCUUUCAAGAGGAACGACAAAACUGUCUGUAUUUCAUCCUGCCGAUAUAUCGCACAUUUGGUCAAUCAACAAGUGGCACAUGAGGUGAUAGCUUUAGAGAUUCUAACAUUGCUGCUUGAGAACCCAACGAAUAACUCUGUUGAAGUAGCUGUUGGUUUCCUGAAGGAGUGUGGCCAAAAGCUGACAGAGGUGUCCCCAAGGGGAGUUAAUGCAAUUUUUGAACGACUGAAAAAUAUUCUCCAUGAAGGCAAACUCGAGAUGCGUACCCAGUAUAUCAUAGAAGUAAUGUUUGCAGUACGCAAGGAUGGUUUCAAGGACCAUCCUGCAGUCAUUGAUGAACUUGAUCUAGUCUUGGAGGCAGACCAGUUUACUCACCUGCUUACUCUUGAUGAUGCUGUUGGUGGAGACGACAUAUUGAAUGUUUUCAAACAAGAUGAUAAUUUUCUUGAAAAUGAAGAAAAAUAUAAUCUUCUUAAAGAAGAGAUUUUGAAUUCAAGUUCCGACGAGAGUAGUGAUGAAAGUGGUGAUGGCAGUCAGUCUGACAGUGGAAGUGAAGCUGGUGGUGGAGGAGCAGACGAUGCUGAACAUACUGAACAGAUAAUUGAUAAAACCGAGACUAAUUUAGUAGCUCUACGUUGUACUAUAUAUCUUACUAUCCAGUCGAGUGUUGACUUUGAAGAAUGUGCUCACAAAUUACUUAAAAUGGAUCUCAAACCAGGACAAGAGAUUGAGCUGUGUAACAUGAUUCUUGAUUGUUGUGCCCAAGAGAGAACGUAUCAGAAAUUCUUUGGAUUACUGGCACAGAGAUUCUGUAUGGUUGAUAAAAAAUAUGUUGACCCAUUCCAACAAAUCUUCAAACAACAAUACGAAACCAUUCACCGUUUAGACCCCGACAAAUUUAGAAACGUUGCAAAGUUUUUUGCUCACUUACUGCACACUGAUGCAAUUUCUUGGCAGGUAAUGUCUUGUAUCAAACUAAGUAAAGAAGACACAUCAUCUGCCAGCAGAAUAUUCCUCAAAAUCCUAUUCCAAGAGCUUUCAGAAUAUAUGGGUUUGCCGAAAUUGAAUUACAGAUUUAAAGAUCCAACGUUACAGCCCUAUUUUGAAGGAAUAAUGCCAAGAGAUGUUCUUAAGAAUACGCGAUUUGCUAUUAAUUUCUUUACAACCAUUGGUCUUGGUGGUUUGACUGAUGACCUUCGGGAACACCUGAAGAAUAUGGCAAAGGUAGCUCUGCAGCAAAAGCAGCAGGAGCCUAGCAUGAACUCUCCAGCAUCUGGCACUGAAGACAGCUCAUCGGACAGCAGCAGCGACAGCUCAGACAGUUCUUCGGACAGCAGUGGCAACAGUUCCGACAGCAGCAGUGGCAGCUCAGACAGCACCCCUGCCGACAAAGCAGAGACAACGGUGAAGAAAAAGAAGGUUCUCACCAAGAAACGGCCUGUUGCCAAGGACAGUGCAGGAGCAAACAGCAAAACCAGCAGCAGCAGCCACAACAACAACAACAAAUUGGUCACUGUCAGCAACAACAUCAGCAGCAAGAAGAAAAAGAAGAAUCAGAGUAGCAGCAGUAGUAGCAGCGGCAGCAGCAGCAGUGGCAGCAGCAGUAGUAGCAGCAGCAGCAGUGAAAGUAGCAGUAGUAACAGUAGUAGUAGCAGCAGCAGUGACAGUGAUGAUAGCUUGAGUAGCAGCAGUAGUAAUGGUAGCAGCAGUAAUGCUGGUGGGGAAGACGAACACACCGUAGACAGCUCAGAAUCGUCCACAGACUCUGGUUCCUCUUCAGAUUCCAGUAGCAGCAGCAGCAGCAGUGCAAGUAGCAGUUCUUCUGACACUAUGAGAUCUACAGCAUUGGAUGAGAAAAGGCGAAGAGACAACAGUGAAGUUACUACAAGUUCAGUGAACCAUAAACAUCGUUCUCGAGAAGACCACAGUUCUGGGAGGGAUGCCAUAAAUGGACUCAACCAACAGGGAUACACAACUGCUGGAGGGUCACAUCGCAAAGAAUCUCGACUUGGGCCAAGGGAGACCGACGAGAGAGUCACACAUUUGGCUGACACUCGCGACCGAAACCAUGAACGUGAUCACAGACCAAUGGAAUGGUCGCGGAAUGACAGUGCGGGUGCUCCGCUGCCUCCACCACGGAAUAGCAGAAGUGGUGGCGGCGGUGGUGGUAGUGAUGACGAUGACGAUGAAAUUGAUCGGUCGAGAAGGGUUCGGGGUGGGGAAAAGAGAGGAAGCCGUAGUGGUGGAGGGUACGUGGAUAGGGUGGGAUCAUAUGCUUCAUCUUCCUCCAACACUGCCGAUCAGUGGGACAAAAACCGAAGGGACUGGGAUCGUAGCCAAAAUAGGGGCUACGAGCUAGACCGAUUCGGUGACCGUGGCGACCGGACAGAUCGGUACUACGACAAGGACCGCAAUGGCGACCGCUCAGACCGCUACUAUGACAAGGAGAGGAAUGAGCGGGAGUCAUAUCGACGAAACAGUGAUCGGGGUGAUGGGAACGGUGGAAGGCGGGACCCUAGACAGAAAAGAUAUCGAAAUGACUAUGUCAAUAACAACAACAACAGAAGGGACAGUUACAUUCAAAAGGACCGAGUAGGACAUGGGGAUAGAGAAAGAACUGAAAAAUACCGGAAUAGGGAUUAAAAAAGAAAUGUUUUUGUGCCUGAUAUAUAUAUUUUAUUUUUAAUUUCUUUUUUUAAAAAAAAAAGACUUUUUUUCCUAUUUUUUGUUCACAUUAUUUUUCUUAAACCCUCUUUCCUCUUUCUGUCUGGAAACAUGUUUUCGUUCUAUUUUCUUCCUAAUGAACUAGAAGCUGUUGUAAUUAAAUAUGGCUAAGAAAAAUAAAACAACAACAUCAAUUACAUGUCAAAA
Molecule: messenger RNA, 6641 nt
Organism: Octopus bimaculoides (California two-spot octopus)
Lineage: Eukaryota; Metazoa; Mollusca; Cephalopoda; Octopoda; Octopodidae
Biological process (GO): mRNA splicing, via spliceosome
Cellular component (GO): catalytic step 2 spliceosome
Molecular function (GO): protein binding; RNA binding
Source: RefSeq, a predicted model, not a curated record